AUGGCAAGCCAUGGUGUUGCGCGCCCCGCGAUCAGUGUGGUUAGAACGGACGAACAACUCCACGAGGAGCAGCAAAGGAUCCAGGAAUAUCGUGAUCUGGAGGAAUUGAUCAGAGCGAAGAUAGCGGAAGAGCAGUACACAGUCGAAGUCCUCGACCUCACAUCGAAGCUCCUAAAGGAAAACCCCGAAUAUUAUACAAUAUGGAACGUCCGGAGGCGUUUGCUAAUCUACGGAUUAUUCUCCAAAUCUUCGGAUUCCUCAUCGCCCUCGAAGGCUUCGCAGAAUACUUCGCCAACCGACACUACACAAACCUCUUCCAUACCCUCGUCCGCCUCUACUUCUACUAUACCCGCGGAUUCGAACACGAUCCAGCACGACCCAAUAUCCCAGACUCGUGGGAAGACUGGUACAACUCUUGAUCUGAUCUCGGCAGACUUGGAAUUUUUGUUUCCCAUCAUGAUGAAGUUUCCAAAAUGCUAUUGGCUCUGGAAUUAUCGUCUUUGGCUCCUACAUCAGGCAAAUGAGAGAUUGGAUUGGCAAAUAGCCCGAGGUCUUUGGACUCGGGAACUGGUGCUUGUUGGAAAAAUGCUCGUCAAGGAUAGCCGCAAUUUUCAUGGCUGGGGUUACAGACGGACAGUCGUUGCACAACUGGAAAGCCAGAAGCUGCAUGGCAGUAGUAUGGUUGAAUCGGAAUUCGAGUACACUACAAAAGUUAUACAUGGAGACAAGGGUCUGUCAAAUUUCUCGGCAUGGCAUCGACGGAGCAAGUUGAUUCCCAAGUUACUUGAAGAACGGCAAGCGGACGAUCCUACUCGGCGGCAAUUUUUAGAUGAUGAAUUUGACCUAAUUAUUGCUGCAAUGUACACAGAUUCAUAUCCAUAUGCCCAGUCAGCCUGGUUUUACUACCAGUUUCUCAUGACAACAUUAACUGAUCCCGUCGGUCACGCCACGAUCACACCGAAUUUCACAUCAGAAGAAAGAAUUGAGUUUUUGGUCAGGCAAUUAGAAGUAUUAAAAGAUAUGCUGGAUGGUGCUGAGGAUUGCAAAUGGAUAUACGACGCUCUAAUCGAGUAUACCUUAUGUCUCUCACGAAUGGAGGAACGCCAACUACAAAUUGACGAAAAAGAUGAUUGUUCUCAGUGGCUAACAGAAUUGAGGAAACUAGACACUCUUCGGAGCGGGAGGUGGGUUGAUCUGGAACUUGACCUUCGUGGCAACAACAUCCCGGGGGUGUGA
Molecule: messenger RNA, 1236 nt
Organism: Glarea lozoyensis ATCC 20868
Lineage: Eukaryota; Fungi; Ascomycota; Leotiomycetes; Helotiales; Helotiaceae
Product: Protein prenylyltransferase
Exons: 4
Coding region: 1-1236 (411 amino acids)
Biological process (GO): protein geranylgeranylation
Cellular component (GO): Rab-protein geranylgeranyltransferase complex; cytoplasm
Molecular function (GO): Rab geranylgeranyltransferase activity
Source: RefSeq, a predicted model, not a curated record